This is a messenger RNA of Perognathus longimembris pacificus (Pacific pocket mouse), 3811 nucleotides long. RefSeq names its product WD repeat domain 72 (gene Wdr72). The transcript has 20 exons. Bases 471 to 3776 code for a protein of 1101 amino acids. Gene Ontology annotation, biological process: protein localization to plasma membrane. NCBI's taxonomy places the organism in Eukaryota, Metazoa, Chordata, Mammalia, Rodentia, Heteromyidae. Gene Ontology annotation, molecular function: protein binding. The record is from RefSeq and is a predicted model, not a curated record. Gene Ontology annotation, cellular component: cytoplasm.
AUGUCCUGCAAUUUCUUUUUUGGCCAAUUUAAUGUUUCAUUAGUUGUUCAUGUCAUGAAGUUUACUGAGAUUGAUUCAAGUUCUGUAGCCUCUGGUGUGAGUGUCUUUGGAGAGGAAGCCUAAAUUCAAAUUCCCGGACUCUGUCCCUAGAGUUUCUAACUCAUUACACCAAGUGUGGAGCCAAGAAAUUUGCCUUUCCAUAGAUCUUUGAGAGGAUGUCAGUCUGAUCCUGAUGAAACUUCUCCUCCUAAUACUCCUCUGUUUUUCUUUUGCAGUAAUAGUGAUUGAACCUAGGGUCUCGUGUUUGGCAGGCAGGCAAGACUCUACCUCUUGAGCCACACCUCUAGCCCUUUUGUUUACAUUUUGUUUUUGAAAGAAGAUCUCAUCAACUUUUCCUGGACUGGCUUCAAACAGGCUAACUUCCACCUCCAGAGUAUAAGAGAGUACAGUGCAUCCAAGGUUCAUGCAGCAUGCGGCCUUCCAUGCAGGCAGUGGCUCUCUGGGGAAAGAAGGCCCCUCCCCACAGCAUCACAGCUAUCAUGAUCACCGACGACCAGAGAAUGAUUGUGACCGGCAGUCAAGAGGGUCAGCUCUGUCUGUGGAAUCUCUCCCCUGAACUACAGAUUUCAGGUAAAGAACUCUUAUUUGGUCAUUCAGCUUCAGUCACAUGCUUGGCAAGAGCAAGGGACUUUUCUAAGCAGCCCUAUGUUGUCAGUGCUGCUGAAAAUGGAGAGAUGUGUGUUUGGAAUGUCAGCAAUGGACAGUGCAUGGAGAAAGCCACACUUCCCUACAGGCACACUGAAAUCUGUUAUUACCAUUGCUCGUUCCGGAUGACAGGAGAAGGCUGGCUUUUAUGCUGUGGAGAAUACCAAGACAUUCUUGUCAUCGAUGCAAAAACUUUGUCCGUUAUUCACAUGUUCACAUCCCAGUCUCCUGAUUGGAUCAAAUGUAUGUGCAUUGUUCACUCCAUGAGAAUUCAAGAAGAUUCUCUUCUUGUGGUAUCAGUAACAGGUGAACUCAAGGUUUGGGAUCUCUCCUCGUCUAUCAAUAGCAUUCAGGAGAAGCAAGAUGUCUAUGAAAAAGAAUCCAAGUUUUUGGAAUCUUUGAACUGCCAGACCAUACGAUUUUGCACAUACACAGAGAGACUUCUGUUGGUGGUGUUUUCUAAGUGUUGGAAGGUCUAUGAUUAUUGUGACUUUUCCCUUCUGUGGAUGGAAGUAGGCGGAAAUGGACAAUUUUUUGCCGGUGGAGAGGUGCUUGGGGCUCACAGAGUCCUCAUCUGGACGGAGGAUGGUCACAGUUACAUCUAUCAGCUGCUGAACAGUGGGCUUUCAAAAAGCAUAUACCCUGCUGAUGGAAAGGCGCUUAAAGAGACAAUUUAUCCUCAUUUACUGUGCUCCACUUCUGUAGGGGAGAACAAGAGCCUCCCCUUUGUUAUGGGCUACAUGAAUGAAAGAAAAGAGCCUUUCUAUAAGGUACUUUUCUCUGGAGAAGUCUCAGGAAGGAUUACUCUGUGGCACAUUCCAGAUGUCCCUAUAUCUAAGUUUGAUGGCUCACCCAGAGAGAUACCGAUAACUACUACCUGGACCCUUCAAGAUAAUUUUGAUAAGCAUCAAACAGUAUCUCAAAGUAUCAUGGACCAUUUCUCUGGGUUUAAAGAUGAAACAGGUAGUGUGAUAGUCACAUCAUCAGAAUAUGUGCCAAGUCUUGAUAAGCUCAUAUGUGGCUGUGAGAAUGGGACAAUUUUCAUCACCCAGGCUUUGAAUGCUGCCAAGUCAGGACUUCUAGAAGGCUGUUCUUUUCUAAAAGAUUCUCCCUCUAAUAGAGUUCUUAAAGGACAUCACCAAAGUGUUACUUCAUUACUUUACCUACAUAGCAUCUCUUCAAAAUUAGACCAAAGUUGGAUGGUGUCUGGGGAUCAAGGUUCAUGUGUCAUAUUGUGGGAUAUCUUUACUGAAGAAAUAUUGCACAAGUUUUCUUUGGAAGCUGGUCCAGUAACAAGUCUUUCGAUGUCACCAGAGAACUUCAGAUUCAGAGAUGAUCGGAUAAUCUGCUGUGUGUGCGGUGACCACUCUGUGUCUCUCCUUCACUUGGAGGGGAGGAGCUGCCUCCUGCGAGCCCGGAAACACCUUUUCCCUGUGAGGACAAUCAGAUGGCACCCUGUGGAAAACUUCUUAAUUGUUGGAUGUGCAGAUGACUCUGUCUACAUCUGGGAAAUUGAAACAGGUACUUUGGAAAGACAUGAGACAGGAGAAAGAGCAAGAAUUAUUCUUAAUUGUUGUGAUGAUUCAAAGCCUCUGAAGCUUGAACCAGUUCUUUCAGUUGCCUCAGAAACAAAUAAGCACAAAAGUCUAGAACAGAAAUCCUCCAGCUCCCACCAGCUUGGGUCAGUGUCCUGCCUGGGUCUGCAGGUGGACUCUUCAGGUAAGGUUACUGAUGCCAAGCCUUUCCCAAGACCUUUUAAUGUCUUGCCUGUGAAAACGAAAUGGAGUAGCGUUGGCUUUCAUAUUCUUCUCUUCGACCUGGAAAACCUUGUUGAACUUCUGUUGCCAACUCCACUUGGUGAUGUUGAUCCUUCCAGUUCCUUCUAUGGUAGUGACAUCCUGAGGAGAGCCAAGAGCACAGUAGAGAAGACCACACUGACCAUAAAAAGAAAUAAAGCUUCCUGCAAUUCCCUCCAGGCAGAGACACAGGCCAAGUCUACCUGUGACAGCCCCACCCUGGGAGAUAAUACCCUCAGAUUCUCUGAAGAAAAUGAUAGCAUUAAAAGGCAGAAAAAGAUGAAGAACUCCAAGAAGAUGAACCCAAAGCCAUCAAGAAGAGUGGAUGUCAAGGUCACAAUAGACACAGCGAAGUUGUUCCUGUCCUGCCUGUUGCCCUGGGGAGUGGAUAAAGAACUUGACAACCUCUGCAUUAGGCAUCUCCACAUCUUGAAGCUGCAGGGUCCCGUGUCUUUGGGACUUGCUGCCAGUGAAGACCACUUCUCACUGAUGCUCCCUGGCUGGGACUUAUGCAGCUCGGAAAUGAAGAAAGAGACCUCGAGAGUAAAUUUGUUUUCCAGAAAAGUUUUGGACUUAUCUAAUAAAUACACAGCUGCUCUUCCAAACCAGGUCACUGCACCAACAGGAUGGGACAAUAAUUAUGAUUCUCUGUCAGAGUCAAAUACUAUAGUCUAUUUGUUGAGCAGACUGUUUUUAGUUAAUAAGUUAGUCGACAUGCCUUUGGAGUUGGCCUGUGAACUUGACAGAUCCUUCAAAACCGAAUCUUUACAUAAUAAGAUGAAAAGUCCUGGGAGUGAUGGUUCAAAUUUUUCCAGCUUCUAUGGUUACUUAAGAAAUGGUAAGCAUGAAUCUUGUACACCUGAGGCCGAUCUUUCACUUUUGAAGCUGAUCUCCUGCUGGAGAGACCAGUCUGUGCAGGUAGCUGAAGCAAUACAAGCAGUUCUCUUGGCUGAAGUUCAACAGCACAUGAAGAGUCUGAGAAAGACGCCAAUCAACAGCCUACCAGAGUCCGUGGCUGAGAGCAGUAGCUCUUUGAUAACGCAGACCCCAGCCAGGAUGGAACGGGCUGAAGAAAUGGAGUUACAGUGUAUAACAAACAUUUCCCCUCCACAGACUCUAGUCUGUCCGGUCAAGCAUGACAGCAACUCAAACUCGGCAAACUUCCAAGAUGGUGAGGACAUGCCUGACAGAUGUGUCUUAGAAGAGUCGGAGAGUCCAGAUCAACCAAGACGCCACCCCUGGAUAGCAAAGUUGUGCUCCUGCAAGAUGUGCUAAGUGGAACUGCGCUGUACACUCUGGAUCCAAACAAA